Molecule: messenger RNA, 1019 nt
Organism: Nothoprocta perdicaria
Lineage: Eukaryota; Metazoa; Chordata; Aves; Tinamiformes; Tinamidae
Gene: PRR16
Product: proline rich 16
Exons: 2
Coding region: 1-918 (305 amino acids)
Biological process (GO): positive regulation of translation; positive regulation of cell size
Source: RefSeq, a predicted model, not a curated record
AUGUCCGCGCAGUCCCAGGGCAGCGCGUCCUCCUCCUCGUCGCCGUCUGAGGGGCCGCCUGCCGCCUCCAAGGCCAAGGUGAAGGAGCAGAUUAAGAUCAUCGUGGAGGACUUGGAGUUGGUGCUGGGGGACCUCAAAGACGUGGCCAAGGAACUUAAGGAGGUUGUUGACCAGAUUGACACUCUGACAUCUGACCUGCAGCUGGAGGAUGAGAUGACGGACAGCUCCAAGACAGACACGCUGAACAGCAGCUCCAGCAGCACCACGGCUUCCAGCUUGGAGAAGAUCAAGGUGCAAGGUAGCACACCGCUCAUCAAGCCCCCCGCGCACCCCUCCGCCAUCCUCACCGUGCUGAGGAAACCCAACCCCCCACCUCCGCCACCACGGCUGACUCCCGUCAAGUGCGAUGAGCCCCCAAGACCGCUUCCUUCUGCCAACCCCGUGAAGACAAAUGGAACUCUGCUGCGAAACGGGGGCUUACCAGGAGGGCCAAACCGUGUACCGAAUGGGGAUGUAUGCUGUAUACCCAACAGUAAUUUGGACAAAGUUGCCAUGCAGCCUCUGACGCAUAGACCUGAGAAAGAACGGUGUCCACCGCCAGGGACGAGGGAACGGGUACGAUUUAGUGAAAAAGUGCAGUACCAUGGCUACUGCCCUGACUGUGAUGUUCGAUAUAACAUUAGAAACAGGGAGGUGCACUUGCACAGCGAGCCUGCCCGCCUCGCGGGGAAGCCUCCACACCAGUGCCCUCUGCCGCCUCCUCCACCUCUGCUGCCUCCAUUCUCCCUCGAAAAUGGAGGCUUGGGGAUAAGUUCCAGUAAUAGCUUUCCUCCUCCGAGACCUGCAACUGUGCCUCCACAAACUGCAACAAAACCCCAGAAGACCAUCCUGAGGAAAUCAACCACCACAACAGUGUGAUGUAUGCCACUUGAAGAAACUAUAUUUUUUCCUAUAUAUAAACAUAAAUAGGUAAUGAGCACUUUCUACUCAAGCAAUAAAAAGUCCUAAUAUGUUACUCC